Octopus bimaculoides (California two-spot octopus) is the source of this 8352-nucleotide messenger RNA. RefSeq lists its product as uncharacterized. Gene Ontology annotation, cellular component: nucleus. Gene Ontology annotation, biological process: regulation of transcription by RNA polymerase II. Gene Ontology annotation, molecular function: RNA polymerase II cis-regulatory region sequence-specific DNA binding; DNA-binding transcription factor activity, RNA polymerase II-specific. The record is from RefSeq and is a predicted model, not a curated record. Lineage: Eukaryota; Metazoa; Mollusca; Cephalopoda; Octopoda; Octopodidae.
ACACACACCAUAUGCACAAAUACCUAGAUGAUGUUGAUAAAAGUUCCAAUGAAGGAGCCUUGAAUCUAUGUUAGAGUCCGGCUCUUUCUCUAUUGACAAGAAAUACAGAAAUGAAACUGAUUGAUAACAUACAUACAUACAUCCGUAUACGAAGGUCUAUAAAUGUGUUUGUGUGGCAGGAGCAUUAGGUGCACUAUAUAAACAUACAUAUACUCUGAAAACAGCCAAAUCAUAUGCUUACUGGUACAGCUCUAUGUUUGUGUAAAGUGUCUCCCUGUAUACGUGUAUCUAAUGCAUACAUGCACAUGGAAGUUGUUGUUUGUCCUAUGUCAGCUAUGAUCGAACUGGCCGAUGAUCGGAGACAUUCCAGCCAUGAUCAUCCUGUCUUUUAGCUAGUUUAUCUCGUGUCCCUUUCUUCACUUAAGACUAGCGUAUAAAUUUUAAAAAGAUUUCUUAGCUCGAGCAACUGCGUUGCGGCUCCCUCCUCCUUCAUACAGAAGUAUUGAUGCUAGGUGGUUUAUCAUGAAUUUUCCAAAACACUGCCCUGCUACUACUACCACCACUAUUAAUGGUUGGAACAUGUAUUCUUCUUCUUCUUCUGCUACUCCUGCUGCUGCUUUUCUCGGUGUGUCGGGAGCGCUUUAUAAAUCGGCAGCUAGCCUCAUGCGACGGAGAAAGGGAUCGCCAGGUUCUGGGGAGGUUAGGGGUUAACUCUUACCUGCCUCCCUGCUAUCUUUUAAAAACACCAAUUUUUACGAUCCCUACUUCAGGUGAAAGUUGUUGACAUAUUCCGUCAGACAUAAAAAAAAAAAGAAUAUUAAGAAAAUAAUAGUAAUAAUAAUAAAUAAUUUUUAAAACCCUGGUCAUUGAAGAUACAUUUCACUCCAAGAUUCUUAUAACGCCCUUCCCCCCUACAAGGUUACCUCUUGAAUUUCAGAAAUGAUUACUCAAAGUCCUGACUGCUACCCCAGUCUAAAUAUGACGGAACGUCACCAACGUGAUGAUUUUAGUCUGUGGCCAGGAGUGCAGGCAACCAAUGCAGAGAUGUCGAACCAGAAUUCCAGUGCAGAUGUCUACAAAUGGAAAAACAGCAAUCAUCACAUGUCAACAGACUAUAUAGGGGAAGUGCCAUGGCAUACUGGGUAUCCUGACAUUCGCCCUGCCUCUGCCACCCAGAAGAUGGAUUCUCCCCCUCACAAACGUGGAGGUACCGCCCCUCGAUCACCCAGUAUACCACAUUGGGACAUACAGACAUAUCAUUCCUACAAGCCUCUGUGGAGGAAAGCAUGUGCUGGUCAAAUAGAUGAUCACUUAGGUGCAUAUGAAGACCAAUCAUAUUUCAUGAGCGGAACAAAAUGUAUGUCUAAAGAUAAUCAUGUCACAGAUAGUGUCAAUCAAGAUAAUAUGAAUCGAGUUCAAGACUUACGUCCGAAUACUCAGAGUAACGGAGGCUAUCGGACUGCCCAUGUUGGCUCAUCCACUCCAGCUGCCAAUGCACCCUUGGUGGUACCCCAGCCAGUGAAGCCCACCAAAGCUGCUAAAACCUACCAGUGCAAGAUGUGCGACCAGGUGUUUACAACCAAAUCGGACAUGCUGAUCCACUGCCAACAAAUACACAAGCAGGAUCCGAAGCCGUACAAGUGUCCCACAUGUUUGAAGUGCUUUGCCAACUCAUCAUAUUUGUCUCAGCAUGCGCGUAUCCACUCAGGCAUCAAGCCAUACCGCUGUGAGAUCUGUGAGCGUAAGUUCACUCAGCUGUCCCAUCUGCAACAACAUAUCCGCACCCACACUGGGGAGAAGCCAUAUAAAUGCUUACACCCGGGAUGUGGCAAGGCAUUCUCACAGCUCUCCAACCUGCAGUCACACUCACGCUCUCACAUGACUGACAAGCCAUACCGCUGCAAUUCCUGCUAUAAAUGUUACGCUGACGAGGCAAGUCUGCGGGAGCAUAUCCCGAAACAUUCGGACACAAAACAUUUAAAAACACACAUAUGUCGUAUAUGUGGAAAAUCCUAUACUCAAGAGACUUAUUUAACAAGACAUAUGGCCAAACAUUCACAGGACAGCUCCAAUAAAAUUUCUCCUCGUCCUGUUAUCAAGCAAGAGCCAGACCAUUCCAGUGAAGAAUAUGGAAGAUCAGAUCGACAGCCUGAUAACUCUACAGGUUCUUGUGGGAAAGUUUCUUCAGCCUUCAUGCCGAUUCCCCACCAAUUUGGCAGUCCUGUACCCAGCAGCACGACAGCUUCCACAUACCCAUAUGGCUCAAGUUUAGGAGCCAAUAGUUUAAAUUCCCCUUUGCCCCAUAUUUCAUCAAUGACUUCUCCACGUUAUUUUCCUUAUGAUCCCUUAGGAUUUCGUAAAUCUGACCCUCCAGAAAGGAAUUUGAAUGUGGGUAUGUCUUCAAGAGACAGUAUGCUUGCUAAUAGCCUGCUCAGUUUACAACAUAUAAAAAACUAUGCAUCUCAACAGAUGCCAUCAUUUACACCAACCUGUUCCGGUGGAGGUUCAAGACUAACAUGAUUCAAAAAGGCUCUUAGAAAUUUCUGUGAAAUUCUGUGAGGACUGCCAAGGCCUUGUCAUUGGAAAAAUAUGAACAAAAAUGGAAAAAAAAACAAGAAACAUUUUGAAUUACUUUAAAACUAUUAUAUAUAUGUAUGUAUGUAUAUAUAUAUAAUAUCAAAAAUACUUAAACAUGAUGAUGAGUUUGAUUGUAAAAAGAAAAUAAUGGUGUAACAACAAAAAGGUUUUUGAGAAUUAUAAACUUAAAAGAUCAAUUGUUAUAUGAGAAAGAAGUUUGGGGAUAUUUAUCUGAAAUUUAAAAACUUGCUGGCCAAAACCCCUUUAAUAUAUUUACAAUUAUUAUUAAUACUAUCAAUUCACCACUACUACUACUGUUCACAUCAAAAUCCUUAUAGGAUUUUCUAUAUUAUAAUGGAGAAAUGGCGCCGGUCUUUCAUUUAAAAAGUUUUACAAAAAGAAUUAUAAAUACAAUGCCAGAAAAAGAAAAGAUAUUGCAAACAAGCCAGAAGUUUAUCCCAGCAGCACAUGUAUGACAAGAGGAGAUGAUGAAUAAUCCUGCAUUCACAAUGUUUAAUAUUUAUUCUUCUGUGAUGACUGUUUUUUUCUUUAUUUUGUUUUUGUUUUAGUGUUGUUUUGUUACAGGUCAUCUUUUAGUUAUUUAUAUUUUUUAACAACACCGCCUGAUUUCCAACAUAUCACAGCCCAAUUCAGUGUGUCAUUUAGAAUAUAUUGUAUGUAUGUGUGAGUGUAUGUCUCUCUAAUUGAACACUAAUAGAUAUUCCAUACUUGAGUUUCAUGUACUAUUUUAGUGAAAUACUAUAUGUAUGGUCUUUCAUACAUAUUUCCACAAACAAGAAGGGUUUCAGCUAGUAGUUGAAAUGGUGUCUGGUUGGAACAUCACUUAUCAUAUCUAGCUGUUACCUCUUCAAUACACUUUCUUUAUUUCCAAGAUUCUUAAGAUGGUUCACUUUUCAAACCUGUUCAUUAUAUCAUUCACAAAAAUUAUCUCUCCCUGCAGAGGUAAAAAUAAUAAGCGUAAACAUAUGAAACAAACCUGAUAUUGCAUUUAAAACUAAUUUUCAUUUCUUCUUUUUAUAAAUUAAAGGUGGUUUUUAAAUUUUCAUCCUUUAAAAUUUAACUUAGAGAUUAAAUUUUUGUUUUGAAAAUCAGUUUUGUUUCAGACACUUAAUUUUCCAAUAUAAAUUUUUGAUGCUUGUUUCAUCAAUUGUUUAUAAUUUGAAAUCUUGAACAAAAAGGUCAAGAAAUAUAAGCAGAAAAUAUCUAUCUGAAAUUAUUAUUCUCACACUAGAGACUUAAGAUAUUUACUUUAAAAGGUGGUUCAGGUUUGAUAAAGCUUAUCAUUCAUUAAACCUUUCAUGCCUUUAGGAGAGGAGCAGACAAUGGAGAGAAUGUUCUGGUCCUGAAAUCACCAAUAUUUUAUCUGAGAAAAAUUUGAAGCUAUCAUUUUUUUUUUUCACCUCUUCCAAUUUUGAAUAUGGGAAAGAUAAAAUUUUCCAAAGAAAAUUAAGAAUUUGAUUGAUAUUUUUUUUAAUUUGCAGUAUUUAUUAAAUGAGGCGUUGAUAAGUUGUUGGUCAGAUUUUAUAAAGUAACCAAGCCAAAUACUGUUUCCAGCAUUUUUCAUUGGAUUUUAUAGUAUUUUGAUAGGAAUGAGAAAACAUUCAUUUUAGUUUUAUUUUCCACAUCUACACAGAGAAUAUUUCAUUCAUAUCUUUGAACAAACAAAAUGAAACUAAAACUAGUUCUAAAAUAAUAUUCUUUCUACUCUAGGCACAAAGCCUGGUUCUAAAACAUUAAAAUCAUUUCAAUAAUAAUUUAUUAGUAUAAGGAAAUGGAUAAGUUUGUUGCUUUCAAGAAACUACAAACCACAAAAAAAGAUGAUCUAAAUCUGAUGCAAUUAUAGAAAUGAUUCACAUCAAAGCAUAUUUUGGUUUUAGAAAAUAAUUAUUAAAAUAUUUGCAAGUAAGCUGAAAUGUAAAAUGUGAUGCUAAUUUUGAGAUUGCCUGGGACCAGUUCAGAUUUUUUAAAGUGAUAUUCACUUUUCCAAAAAUGUCUUUUUACUUUUAACACAGGUUUUAAUUUAGAUUAUACAAUAAACAUAUUUACAGCUUACUUUUUGUUUGUAUUAGACUAUUAUAAAAUUAAUUAGUAUGAUAUGAAAAUAUUGCUUUAAAACCAUUACAAUUAAAAUUGAUUAGUUUUGCAUUCUGAGUUAGUGUGAGUCCAUACUAAUAAGAAUUCAAAUUAAUUUCAAGCUUAUUUGUACUAUUUCAGAGUUUAAAUCUGAUUUAGAUAUUAAUAAAUUAACUAGAAUUUUGAAUAAAAUAAAUUACUUUCAUGCAUUAGAAUAUUCACAUUUUACAAAGGAUACAAAUUUACAUUUGGCAGAAUAAUGAUGGAUGCAGAAUUUUGUGAUUCAGUGUGAGGAUAAUACUCAAUACUUUUCAGUUGUUGUCAAUGUAAUAUUAUUUAACUUAUGCUUGUGUCAUCUACUUAAAUUUUUUUAUUAAUUUAGAGAUAUCUAAGAAGUUUUUCUAUGUUAAACCUAGAAUGUUAAGCCUAAAAUGGAAGCUGCUCUGUUUUUCAUAAAUCUAAUUUCUUUUUGUGUGUUAUUCACUAUUUCAUUUUUUAUUGUAUUUAAAUGUUAUGGUAACAUUUUACUCUUAACAUAAUGUAAAUACUUUUCAUAUCUUUAUAAUAAUGAUUUAAAAGCCCAAUAAAAAUUACCAUACAAAUUGUAUGUUUAUUAAUUACUUAGUGUCUUAAUUAAAAGAGUUCCUAAAUAUUCUAUACUCAUGAUAGAAUAUAGUAAUAUUGUCUUCAUUCACUCAGUUUUCAUUCCAUCAUUAUUGAUAUCCACCUCUUGUAAAUAAAGUCUGCCAAAUUUCUGGUAGAUAUCUCAUAUGCUUUGUAGCAAAUAUUUUGAUUUACAAGACAUAUCAGGUCUUUUGUAUCAACAAUAGUAACAAUAACCAUUACUCACUCAGGUGGUUAUUGCUCAUCACAAAUUGACUAAAUAUUGUAUUUGGUUUACUUUUCUUAAACUCUUAAAACAUUAAUUAUCAGUUUAAAACUCUACAAAGACAACUAAAUUUACCACUAUAGUUUUAAAACUUUUUGAUUUACGUAUUAAAUUCUAUAAUGGUCAAGGUUAAAAUUAAGAAUAAUUUAACAUUUUUUUUAAAUUUAAGAAUUGUUUAUUUUGGUUACUUUGUAGUUAGGUCCUUUAUGGUUGUAAUUCCACUUAUAGACAUUAAAUGUUAGAUAUUUAGUUUAAUAAUUGCAUGAGAAGCAAAGCAGUUUAUAUUCACAGUUUGUUUUAAAAUAUAGGGCCAGUUGUUAAUUAUGAAAACAUUAGCAAUUAUUAUAUUACCAUAUUAUUUCAUAUAAGAAUGAAAAUACAACUCUAUUAUCACUGCCACUUCACUUCUUUUUAGUUAGAAUUAUUAUUAUAUCUUCAUUGAAAUAAGCCCAAGUUCAAUGACCUAUAAAAUCUGACCAUAAACAUUAUUAAUAUAAGCCCUUGCAUGAAAGAUUUUAAUGCAUAGAUAAGAAUGUGUGUGUGUGGGUAUUUGUGCAUAUGCACAUACAUAUUGUAUAUACCUAUCUAUACACACAUUUUUAAGAAAACAUUUAUUUUCCUGGAUAAAUGAGUAUCAUGUUGAUAUACAUUCACAUAUGUAUUCAAUUUCAUGUAAACUCAGAUAGAAGCUAAAACUGAAGGACCAUUUAUGAACCAAACUGCUCACAUGAAAACAAUUGAUAUAAAUGCUUGUGUGUUUGUGUGUUACUUAUUUAUUUUUUCAUUGCACUGAUCCCCAUUGUAUGCUGAGAGUGUAAACUUUCUAAUGUUGAAUGCUAGGUAAGUUAGUUAUUCACUUCAUCAUUAUUGCCACAGCACCCUGUUUCUAUGUGUACAAGAUGGUACUUGGUAAUAUGAAAUAUGUUUAGAGUCUUGCAGGUGCUGCUGCUGGCUAAACAUUAAGCAGCUAGUAAGUAGUAAGUAACCACCACCAUCAUUAUAAUCAUCAUCAUCAUAAUCAUCAUCAUUCUCAUCAUCAUCGUCAUCAUUGUCAUCAUUCUCAUCUUCAUUUCACAAUCUAACAGACAGCUCAACGACUGACCACCACCAGGUAUAACAACUCAAUCGAAACAAGUUAUUCAUAAUCACAGUGUUGUUAUCCUGCAUUUGGUUUUCAUGACAAAUGUCUACAUUGUACAUCUAAUGAUACAUCUUUGUAUCACACUGUUUUACUGUCAUAUUUAUUGUGUACAAAUUGUUGUUUUAUACUAGUUAUCUGUGUACAUUUGGUAGGUAUUCUUGCUACAACCUUCAACUGUUGAGCUCUAGAUGUUUAUGUUGGGACUACUGGAAUGUCAUUAUUUUUUUUAAUUAUUUACUACUUUUGUUUUCUAACACCCACCCAACACACACACACACACACACACACACGCACACACACACACACACACACACUUAGCCAAUUUCCAUUCAAACCAUAUAUGGGACAAGAUCUCUAGGUGGAUCUACCUAGUGCCCAAUGUUCUUGAUUAAGCCACCAUUACCAUACUCACAAGUGGCAGUCCUAUUUGUAUGACCAAUGUUUUAAAUAUAGCUGUAAAACAUGUCUUUUAGCCACCUAUCCUAAUACAUAUUUGUCAUGGUAACAACACCAGAGAGAGUGAAUAAACUUGAUUGCUGCUUAGUUGGACUAAAUACCUCACAUCCAUAGUAUUAUAUAUAUUAUGGUUCUCUCUCAAACAGUGAUUUGCUUAAUCUCUGGAUAGUCUUGAAAUACCAUAAUUAAUUAGUACUAACUUUCAAAAGGUAUGUACUUUACUUAUAUUAGUUUAAAAAUAAAAUAAGCUGAAUAACUAAGAUUUUAUUGUUUCCUUAGUUGUAUCGUUUGACAUAACAGAUCAGUCUCUCUGGUGUAACACAUGCACUAAAGCUUUUUAGACAUUAUACAGAUGAUCCUAGAUUAUAAGGUCAGUAGAUAAAUUGGUCAGAAGUACUGAUUAUGACUUAUUUUAUCUAUGUCUUCUAAUUUAAAGUUCUUUUUGGAAGGUCAAGUAAAUAUAUUCAAAAGGGACAAUAACUUUUCUAAAACAUUAACUUGCCGAAUUUUCUGCUGUUUAAAGAACUAUAAAAAUUCAGAUUGAAUCCCACUCUGCCGAUGCAGAGUUAUUCUAAACUGCUGUAAAUUUGAUUGAGCCUCUAGGAUAAUUUAUGUUGUUUUUAUUCAUCAAAGUUUUACAUCCUUUCUUCUCCCUCCUUGCAAUCAAUCUUUUUUGACUAUUUUUCAUUGUCCCUCCACCUUCCUACUUUCUUUGGGAAUAGCUAAAUGUCUUUUAAUCUCAAAGUACUGAAACGCCUGUUUGAAAAUCCUUUGUUGUCUGAACUUUAUGAACCCCUGAAUAAUGUGACAAAUAGUAAGCUCUUUACACAACACAACCAUUUAAGUUAUAUUGUAGUUCUACCAACAAAUAAAAUAUUUUAAAAGUCUAGUAAAUUUCUUUUAUGGUAAUUAUUUUAUCUAAUCUAAAAUUCAAAAAGUCCCAUCUUAUAUCUGGCUGGGAAUCAAGCUCAGCAUUUCUCUCCUCUCUAUGAGGCAGCAAAAUGAAAAAAAAGAAAAACCAAAGAAGCAACCAUCCUUAAUGUUUUCUUUUUUUUUCUUCCUUUUUUUAAAACAAAAAUCUGGUUGUUAUACUGAUGUGUGCAUAUAUAGAAACUGUAACAAUCUGCCAAGUCCUGUGCUAAAAUAUUUCUUAUGAAAUAAAUGUAUAAUUACUGACAUAAAUUUUUGAAAAUUG